AUGUCAGGUAAGAAUUUUUUCCAUCUCGUCAUUCAGAAGGACCCUUGCUUUGGGGGCCCUCGGAGUGAUAGAGUCAAAAAUGUGUGUGGGAAUCAAGUGACUCAGAAACCAGAGAGGAUUGGAGAAUGCCCCGGAUCCCUCAGGAGAGAGAAGUGUGCAGCAGAGUGGACAAAACGGCAAGACCUCUGCCUAGGCCACAUCCCGAACCCUGAAGCCACUGCCAACUGCUUGGCCGAAGAAACUGCCAACCAGACUGCCGAAGGUGGUGGAGGCCUCCUUGCCAAGGCCCAUGGUUCAAAAGCCACUCCACACUUCUACCCCGAAGCUGUUGCCGCCCAUGUGUGGAGUCCAGAUAUCACCGUGUGGGCAGAGCCACUCCACACUUCAACCCCUAAGUCGGUGUCGCCCCCUUUGUGGAGCCCGGAUAUCACAUUCUGGGCAGAGCCACUCCACACUUUUACCUCUCCAGGUGGAGAGCUGGAGGAUUCAGCAGAUGGCGUCUCAAAGUCACAGGAGCCUGGCACUUUGGGCAGCAACAUUCCUGGAAUUCCACAGCUACUGGAGGCAGAGCUGGACAUAAUAAAUCCUGUGCAGCGACGUAGGAGUAGGCGGAUGGAGCAGAAAAAAGGCAAACCCCAGCAUAGCCCCCAUCGGCGCCUCCCCACAACAAUGGGUCCCCACGGCCCACGCCAAGCAGACAUCUUUGCAGGAAGCCCCGGUGGGUUCCGUAGACCGCAGAGCCAACCAACAGCUUCCUCCAAGCAUGCGCAUUGUGACACUGCUGAAUGGCUUUUCUCACGCUCUCAUAGAUUCAUAGGGAUAGAGAAUGAUACGUCUAUGGUUCAGCUGCGGGAUUCGCGUGAGGUCUCGGAGGCGGGGCCAAGACGGUGGGACAAGCCAGUCAGCAGGAGUGCAAACUGCUUGAUCACUGGUGAGUUUGAGUCUUUUGUUCAUUUUCUUCCAGAUGAUGAUAACUUAGACCUGUUAGCCUCCCUCUUAGAAGAGAAUGAGGCAUCUGCAGAGCAAGUUUCUGGAGAGAAUGGAGUUUACGUGGCUGCUUCUGGAGAUCCAGACGAGUACGAUGAGCUCUUUGAUGCAGAAGACGACGAGUCCUACACUGAGGAGGUGGGGGAUGAUGAGAGAGAAUCCCAUGACCAGACGGAAAAUGUGGCUGAGUUGUUCGGAGAUGUGGGUGACCUGUCAGAAGAGGAGGAAGAGGCAACAACUGUACAAGGGACAUCUCAGCCUCUCGCUGUUGAUCAGGCAAAGGAGAAGGCCAAUCAACAUCUGCAAGAUGAGCUGAGAAAAUUGCAAGAGCAGAUGAAGAAACUACAGGACCAAUUACAAAUGACAGCCAUAGGACAGCCAGUUAACACUGCCCCUAGCAAGAAAAAGUCUGGCCAAUCACCUGCUGCCCCCUUAAUGGAAAGAAAGCUUCCCAAACUCCAAGAGUCACCGUGUUUCUCAGCCCAGCUCAACUGUCCCGCUUUGCCACCAUCCAAAGGCCAGUGCCAGAAGCCGAAACCUUCACUUCCAGGGAAUAAAAGCCCGGCUCCAAAGCCAGCUCCAACUUUGGUGCCUCAGCCUCUGAAGUCUGUCACUGGGAACAGACCCGGUGUGGGCCCCAGUCAGAAAUCUCAAGCCCCAAAGAAUUCUGGUGUAAUUCAUCAAGACGUCUCCUUGGAAGUCUUCUCUGGGCUGAGGUUAAGGACACCCCGUGUAUCCUCGGUUGAGAUGGAAAGGAAAAUGGCAGGCCGGACAUUUAUUAGACUUUCCCAGUUACAAGACAAACUUGCCUCCGUAAACCUCGAGGAAACAGACUGGGUAACAUUUGGAGUCAUAUUAAAGAAAGUCACUCCUCAGAGCUCUAAUAAUGGCAAAACCUUCAGCAUCUGGCGCUUGAACGACCUCCGAGACUUCAGCCGAUGUGUCUCAUUAUUUCUGUUUGGCGACGUUCACAAAGAGCACUGGAAGACAGACCAAGGGAUGGUCAUCGGGCUACUCAAUGCCAAUCUCAUGAAACCGAAAGAAGGAUCAGAUGAGGUGUGCGUGUCUGUCGAUCAUCCGCAAAAGAUCUUGCUUUUGGGCAAGGCCAUGGACUUGGGAACCUGCAAAGCUCGGAAGAAAAAUGGGGAGCCCUGUACACAGAUUGUUAACCUGAAUGAAUGUGAAUAUUGUCAGUACCAUGUGCAGUCCCAAUACCGAAGGCUCAGUUCCAAGCGGGCAGACCUGCAAUCAACUUUCUCAAAUACCCGGGCUCCAAAAAGGACCGCGAAGAAGAACGUCAGCUUGAAAGAAAGGCUUUGUCAAGAGGGGUUUUACUACGGAGGGGUUUCUUCAGCAGCGUAUGCGGCUUCAGCUGCAGCAGCUGCCGCUCCCAAGAAGAAAAUCCAGACCACUCUGUCCAAUUUGGUUGUCAGAGGAGCUGAUGCAAUCCUGCAGGAAACAAAGCAAAGGAUGGGUUUGCCAAAACAGCCUUUGCCGUGUUCGGAAGAAUUCAAAGAGCUGUUGUCGGCGCCCUCUUUCGGAGCACGAAACCUAAAUAAACACUUAGCCAAAGCUAGUGCAUCAGUAUCUGUUGGGAAGCAAGGCCCGGCUUUCCAGUCCAUUUCUGCUUCAGCGCUGCUGAAGCAACAAAAGCAGCAAAUGCUAGAAGUCAGGAAAAGAAGAUCCGAAGAGCUGCAAAGGAGGUUUCUUCAAAAUACAAGUAGUGAAAGUAGGGCAGUAAUACCGUCUUCCUCAGGGCCAUCUACGGUUCGGUCGCCAACUCCAGGGGCCAAGUUUCCAAAAACUGCAAAACUGUCAAGUCCCCAAACGCCUAGACUUGCUGCAGGCUUCUCUGAAGAAGAAGAUGUCCUCUUCUUUGACAAUUUGCCUCUUCCAGCCCCCAAACUGAAUGGUUUGGCAGAAGCUAAAAAGAUGGCAGCUAUAAAUAAACUGCGUGCAAAAGGCCAGGUCCUCUCUAAAGUGGACCCAAACGGUAUAAAACGGAAACGAUCCGAUCUUGAUGUUUUGGAGAUCGCGGAGAGAGUUGAGAAAAAUAUCCCUGUUUCAGAAGACACUGAUGCUGCUGAACCUGCUGAAAAGAAACGGCGCCAGCAGCUUGCCUAUUUGGAGUCUGAUGAAUUUCAAGAGAUCUUGAACGCGAGAUCCAAACACACGGGUGUCCUUAAGGAGUUUGAGGCUGAGUUGCAGGAACGCUAUUUUGAUCCCUUGGUGAAAAAGGAGCAGAUGGAAGAGAAGAUGAGGAGCAUCCGAGAACUGAAAUGUCGUGUUGCGACGUGCAAAACCUGUAAGUAUACCUAUUUCAAACUACUGGAUUCAUGUGUGGAGCAAAAUCACGACUACCACUGGCAUGACGGGGUGAAGCGAUUUUUCAAGUGUCCGUGUGGGAACAGAGCCAUAUCGCUGGACAAGCUUCCGAAAAAACAUUGCAGCAAUUGUGGCCUUUUUAAAUGGGAACGUGAUGGAAUGCUAAAGGAGAAGAAAGGUCCCAAGAUUGGUGCAGAAACUCUUUUACCAAGAGGGGAAGAACGAGCUAAAUUCCUCAACAGCUUGAAAUAACCCCAGGAAGUCUCUCUCCUUUUGAAUUAAUCUCAUGUCUCUGAUAAGGCCCCCAGGCUCUAAAUUUCAAAAUGGAGCACAAGCCCCAUCUUAAAGACUUGGUCACCCAACCAUCUUUCCUCCGCAAAGACUGAAUGAUUGCCUGCUUUGAGCCUUCUUUCUUUCAUUACAAAUGUUGAAAGUAUAAUCCUCCUAAUUUUGGAAGAGGUACCUAUUUUCUUAGACUGCAAAUGGUAUGUUUGCCAUGAAAUUAGAAGACACUUCCUUGGAACUCCAGUGUAAAUGCGGUGUUUCCUCAGGA
This is a messenger RNA of Elgaria multicarinata webbii, 3865 nucleotides long. RefSeq names its product minichromosome maintenance 10 replication initiation factor (gene MCM10). Gene Ontology annotation, molecular function: DNA replication origin binding; single-stranded DNA binding. NCBI's taxonomy places the organism in Eukaryota, Metazoa, Chordata, Lepidosauria, Squamata, Anguidae. The coding region runs from base 1 to 3564 and encodes 1187 amino acids. Gene Ontology annotation, biological process: DNA replication; DNA replication initiation. The transcript is spliced from 23 exons. The record is from RefSeq and is a predicted model, not a curated record. Gene Ontology annotation, cellular component: nuclear replication fork; nucleus.